GUAUCGUAAAGAAAUGAAAUGAGUGAGACAUGCUAACUUUUAAUAUUAUCUACUUAUAAUAACAGCAACAGGCCCACGUUCAACGAAAACUACUCUUAUAAAGCACAGACUAAUAGUUAAGCUUAUUUUAACAUGAUACGAUGAAGUCAAUAAUCUCCGCAGUUGUAAUCCUCGUUUUUGUUGUAAUGGGGUUUCAAGAAUCAGUAGUAUCUUUGAUCCUAGCUUCUGUUGGAGCUUUACUCUUGGUUGUUGCAGCAACAAUUGUAGCGCUUCUUGUAAGUUAUGUCAUACAAGCUUACUCCCAGAAGAACAGGCCACCUGUGGCUGGCCCAAUCUUUUCCCAGUUACUAAACUUCGACAAACUCUUUGAUUUUCUCACUUAUCAUGCCAAGAAGAACAUUACUUUUCGUAUGAUCACUCCUACGCACAGCGAGAUUUAUACUGCUGAUCCUGUUAAUGUUGAGUACAUUCUCAAGACCAAUUUUCCCAACUAUGGAAAGGGAGCAUACAAUCUCGGUAUCUUAUAUGACCUUCUUGGGGAGGGGAUUUUUGCAGUGGAUGGAGAUAAAUGGCGCCACCAACGGAAGCUUGCAAGUCAUGAGUUUUCGACUAGAGUCUUGAGAGAUUUUAGUACUAUUGUUUUCCGAAAAAAUGCUGCAAAACUGGUUUCACAUAUUUCUAAAGCAGCCAACGGGAAAGAGGUGAUAAACUUGCAGGAUCUAUUCAUGAAGUCAACUUUAGAUUCAAUAUUUAAGGUGGGCUUUGGGGUUGAUCUGGAUACUUUGUCUGGCUCAGAUGAAUCGAGUAAUCGGUUUAUGAAAGCCUUUGAUGACUCCAAUAACCUUGUGUUCUGGAGGUAUGCUGAUUUAACAUGGAGGAUCAAAAGGUAUUUCAAUAUCGGUUUUGAAGCUUCUUUAAGGCAAAACAUUGUAGUCAUUGACAACUUUGUUUAUGACCUGAUCCAACGGAAGAGGGAGCAGAUGAAAAUUGGAAAGCUUGAUGGUGGGAAAGAAGACAUACUUUCGAGGUUUCUUAUUGAGAGUAAAACAGAUCCAGAAAACAUGACUGACAAAUAUUUGCGAGAUAUAACACUCAGUUUUGUUAUAGCCGGAAAAGACACUUCAGCAGGCACACUUACUUGGUUCUUUUACAUGUUGUGCAAACACCCGCUGAUCCAAGAAAAAGCGGCCCAAGAAGUGAGGGCUGCAACUCAAACUGAGAAUAACUCUACGGAUGAAUUCCAUGACAAAUUAACUGAAGCUGCACUGGAUAAGAUGCAAUACCUUCAUGCAGCUCUAACGGAGACUCUCAGACUUUAUCCAGCAGUUCCAGUGGAUGGCAAGGCUGCAGGUGAAGAUGAUACUUUACCAGAUGGAUUCAAGGUAAAAAAGGGAGAUGGUGUGAACUACAUGGCUUAUGCUAUGGGAAGGAUGACAUCAAUUUGGGGAGAGGAUGCUGAGGAAUUUCGACCGGAAAGAUGGAUUGACAAUGGUGUAUUCAAACCGGAAAGUCCAUAUAUAUUUACUGCAUUCCAGGCCGGGCCUCGAAUAUGCCUAGGCAAGGAAUUUGCUUAUCGACAAAUGAAAAUUUUAGCUGCUGUUCUGCUCAACUCUUACAAAUUCAGACUGGCAAAUGAGAACGAGGAGGCUACAUAUCGGGUCAUGCUUACUCUUCACAUGAGUAAAGGGCUAUAUCUUUACGCAAUUCCUCGUCAAUAAGCAUCUACUUUAGAAUCUGGAAGGGCUUGUUAAGUUCAUUGCUUGUAGUGAAAACUCUAAGAAAGCUUAUUCUGGAAUGUAAUAUAUUUUAUCUA
Messenger RNA from Daucus carota subsp. sativus, 1813 nucleotides. Its product is annotated as cytochrome P450 704C1. The transcript has 6 exons. NCBI's taxonomy places the organism in Eukaryota, Viridiplantae, Streptophyta, Magnoliopsida, Apiales, Apiaceae. Gene Ontology annotation, molecular function: iron ion binding; heme binding; monooxygenase activity. The record is from RefSeq and is a predicted model, not a curated record. The coding region runs from base 141 to 1718 and encodes 525 amino acids.